Brassica napus (rape) is the source of this 2915-nucleotide messenger RNA. Its product is annotated as ras-related protein RABA2c. The transcript is spliced from 3 exons. The record is from RefSeq and is a predicted model, not a curated record. Lineage: Eukaryota; Viridiplantae; Streptophyta; Magnoliopsida; Brassicales; Brassicaceae. Gene Ontology annotation, molecular function: GTPase activity; GTP binding. Gene Ontology annotation, cellular component: endosome. The coding region runs from base 242 to 895 and encodes 217 amino acids.
AUAGAGAUACGUAUUAUACGCGUAUAUACGCUCGUAUAUAAACUUUAUUGCUUCCUUCCUUUCUCACAGAAAGGCAAACAAAUCAAACAGUUGGGUCAAAACUUGCCGUUUUACACACAGAACAAAAUUGGUAGAUUGGUAAAAAAGGAAACGAAAUUCCUCCUCUUCGUACUUGUCAGAUCUGAUUCCUCCGCCAUUCUUCGUUCGAAAGGCAGGGUUGAUUGCUAAAUCGGGGAAAGAAAUGGCGAAUAGAGUGGAUCAGGAAUACGAUUAUUUGUUUAAGAUCGUGUUGAUCGGAGACUCGGGUGUUGGGAAAUCCAACAUAUUGUCCAGAUUCACGAGGAACGAGUUUUGCUUGGAAUCCAAAUCCACCAUCGGUGUCGAAUUCGCCACCAGGACUACUCAGGUGGAAGGAAAGACGAUCAAAGCUCAGAUCUGGGACACUGCAGGUCAGGAGAGGUACAGAGCCAUCACUAGCGCUUACUACCGAGGCGCAGUGGGUGCCCUCCUUGUCUACGACAUCACCAAGAGGCAGACCUUUGACAAUGCCUUGAGGUGGCUCCGCGAACUCAGAGACCAUGCUGAUUCCAACAUCGUCAUCAUGAUGGCUGGCAACAAAUCCGAUCUUAACCACUUGAGAUCCGUUGCUGAGGAAGACGGUCACAAUCUAGCCGAGAAGGAAGGUCUCUCUUUCCUUGAGACUUCUGCUCUCGAAGCAACCAACGUCGAGAAAGCGUUUCAGACCAUCUUAGGAGAGAUCUACCAUAUCAUAAGCAAAAAGGCACUGGCUGCACAAGAAGCGGCUGCUGCUAACUCCGCCAUUCCAGGUCAGGGAACUACGAUUAACGUCGAUGACACAUCUGGAGGCGUCAAACGAGGCUGCUGCUCUACCUAAAACCAAAGGUAAUAUGUUUUCUGGUUUAUUCCCCAUCCCAAGAUUCAGACUUUUCUUUUCAUUGCCUCCUCUUUCAUUUCAAGUUUUGGCUCAUGCAAGACCAUUGUAGAAUACUUGUUACUCUGUUUUUUAUGCCCUUCGGUUGUGUUCGUUUAAAGCUUGUGAGAUUCUUUAGUCAGCGAAGCUUUGUUAGUAUCUUGCGUUGCUGUGUUAUCAACAUUUCAUCUCCGGUAUGAGAACGGUUUGUCUUUGGCUUGGUUUUUCCGAAUCAUUGGUUCAUUUCUUAUCAAAGUAUCCCCUUCCUAAGAGUAUGUCUAAUGAAGGUUCUUAAAGUGGAAUUUUUAUAUUCUGUUAAAAACCCCCACUUUAAAACCCCCAUUAAACAUGUUCUAAAUCCGUUCUUUAUGUUUCACAGUGAUGGCGAGUUCUACUAAUAAAGAUUUUAUUUGAAAAACAAGUGUUCUUACUAAUGCUACUGAUUUAUGAAAAAAACUGGAUACAAAACAGUCUUUUUACAUUUGAAGUCAAUAUUACGAAUCUUUUGGUUUUAAAAGUAAAAGAUUAUGAAUCAAGUAUGCUUUAUUUAUAUGAAUCAAAUACGCUCUCUCUUUCAAUUAUUAAAUAGAAAUAAAGAAAAUGAAAAUAAGGGGAGGAGGCUUAUUUGGAGAACCGACCAAAUGAAUACAGACAAUGACAAAACAUGGACAAGGGAUAUUAAAAAGUAGUGGUCGAGAAAGUAAGAGAAACGUCAGAUCAGCCGACUUGCACAAUAUACCCAAUUUCAUGCACGAAUAUGUGUUCAUAACUAAUAAAUUAAUAAUUACGAAAAUGUGUUACCAAAAAAAAAGAGAGUUCAUAACUAAUAAAUUAAUAAUUAUGAUAUAAAUUAUUCAAAUGUAAAAGAAAACAUUUGGACGAGAAGAGAAGCGCAACAGAUAAGAAGAAGAAGCUCGAACCACCGUUGACCGGCUCAUGGUGGCUCCGAUAAACCGCCGGUCCAGUUAGUUUCAUUUUCUUAAUUUAGUGUGGAUCUGGUGUUUAGUUUUUGUGUAGGUUGUAGAUCUGGGUUUGCGAAAUAUGUCGUCUCGGGCUGCUCUCUUUUUAGGGGUCUCGUCGUCGACUGUGGUGGGUUAAGUGGUGAUUGUUCUCGUGGUUGGUCUGAACGGAAGUCUCUCUUGGUUUUUUUCCUUAAUCUUCAACCAAUGCUUUAAAAAGUUUUGAACUUUGGUCUUGUGAAGAAAGAACAAGUUUCAGAGGUGAAGAGCUUUGGCGAGUUUACAAGGAUCGAAGGAUCUGGUGUGCUAGUUGAAACAAAUCUUCCAAGCACCGGCAACAGUCGGUCUCUCUGCUUCCACCUCUCGUAUGUUCUUGGUGGACCCGAGUCAGUUCGGUGGCGUCUCUGUUGUGAUUCUCUUCCUAUAGUGGUGAUUGUAGUGAUUGUUAAUGAUGGUAUCUAUUAUGGGUUUUGAUCGUCGAGUUUUGAUUGUGUGAAGGUUUAUGGUGGCUUCUAUCUAGGUGUUAAGUGGACGUCAAAGAGUGUGUUCAAACCGUAUCUGAAAGUUGUGUGGAUCGUGAAGCGAUCCUUCUUGUCAGAUUGUGAAGCGAUCCUUCUUGUCAGAUUGUGAAGCUUGGGUUUUGGUUGUGAGUUGGGAUGGUAUCGUUCGGCAGGUUAUAGGCGGCAGCGAUAUGUCUGGAUUGAGAAGAUUUUGUGUCUUGGGUUUUACAAGUGGAUGAAAUCGGGUGGUUGUCUGAAGACAGAGCGAUUUAUCCAGAUCAUUGCUAUUUGCUAUUUAGGAGGUGUGUUGCAAUAGUUUGGGUAUGAAUGGUGACCGGGGAAUGAUGAGGAAUAAUGCAUUUUCUAACGUUCCUAUUAAAAAAUCAUCAUUCACAAGAAAUAAUAAUUCCCUCUCAUUCCCUUUCGUUCCUUUUUUUAUAGAGAAUUAAAGUACAAAAUUAUUCCUUGUUAAACUUGAGAAGAAACAACCAUUUUUUUUCAUUCAUGCUAUUUUUUUUCCGUAUA